CCCUUUAUCUACCCCUGUUUGUCGGCUCGUAUGCUACUCCAUUGACCUAGAACGAUACUAGACACAAUAAAAAUCCCCGCACACACGAAGUGUCCUACUUUCACGCGAAUAGGAUAAUCCCCGGGAAACACCAACCCUAUGACUAAUGUGUACAUCGGGUAUGAAGACAUGCAAACACAGUUGUUUCGGUUUUCUAUCUGUUGGUAUCCUCUCCACAGGUUAGUCAACAUGUGAGAUGUCAAAGUUGAAGACAUCACACUGUCGUUUGGUGAAUUCAAUACGUCAGUUUCGGCAUUCCCGGAAAUAUUUAAAUGACAGAGGAGUUUCGGGUUGGCCUAUUUAUUACUUAUUACACCGUCGUGUACAUCAGCAAACGGCUGAUUAAAUUAUUACUGAAAAAAAGAAAAUGGACGGAGAUUCAUUGGCUGAUAUUUUGGGUUCGAGCGAACACACGUAUGAAUCUGUCAGCCACCCCAGGUGUCCGCCACCUUCAACUCUAAACACGCAGGACAACAUCCACAUACAACACUCGCAGACGUCCGCAGUCCUGCCUACAAACCAGUCCUUAGCCUCGCUUUCGCAGCUGUUCAGCAUAAAGCAAUAUGAAACAGACAAGAAAGCUUUUUCCAAAGCUUGCAAAAAUCUCCAAAUACAGCUCAGCAUUUUGGUGACGGCAAAUCUGGUUCUGCUAGCCAUUUUUGUUUGGACUAUUCUGAUUGUGGGCGCCAAAGAUGCGAAGGCGACAGAAGUGAGCAGUUACGUGACAACAAAUAACCUGGCAGACAACUUUAGACUGUGCACGAAGUGUGCCUCGCUUGCUGCCAGUUACGGUGGAAUCCACGACGUCAUACGCGAGCUCAGGAUGGAGGAGGACCAGGAGCUGUGCUGCUUCAAGAUGAUUGGUCAGUUCCUGGACCUCUUCGAGCAGUAUGCGACUUGGUAUGUGGACAGAAACUUCAAACAAGAACCAUGCAGUGCUGACAUAACGGACGAUCAAAAACUGGAAAUCUUAUCCACGAACAGACCACUGAUGCACAGCAGGAAUGUGAAGCCAUCAAAGAAAGUUGGCAUUGGUGCCUUGGAGUGGACCUCGAGCGAUUCCCGAAUCAUCGACUUCAAUGGCAGUCACGCAGUCAUUCCAGUUACCGGGCACUACUACAUCUACAGCAGCGUCCAGUUCAAUUUCAGCGAGGACCACAAUGCGGCCAAGAUCCACUACUUACAAUACGACGAACAUCUUUCAGACAGACCGACUGCCAAGGUGGAACUUUUAGUUGGAGACCGGUCCUGUAUCGCAUUGGUCUCAACCUCCUCAUUUGAAGGAACUUUUAAAUUACAAAAGUAUUCAACCAUUGCUGUGUAUGCAAACGUGGAGUUGGUUAUCACAGACAAUGUUAAUAACUACUUUGGGAUGUAUUUGGUCUGAUUUCAGGCCAGACGUCUACAUUGCGACCGAUUUGGAAGCAUAUGUGACCAUUUUGUUUUUCGUUUGGCGACUGAAAGAUUUUAUACUGUCGCCCCCUGGCAACCGAACCACAGUUCAUGUAAACAGAAAAGCAGUAGUUAUGCUCCCAAAUGCUUGCGGCUAGGUUGUUGCAAGGUAGUUACAAGGUUGUUACAAGGUAGUACAAGCAAUGCAAGCUAUUUGCAAGCUAACAUUUAGCUCGCGUAAGGUAGUCAGUAUAUCUGCAAGCUUGCCGCAUGCAUGUUUUCAUUUGUGAAAGCAUGCGCAAGCUUGCUGCAUGCAUAUCUUCAACUGUGCAAGCUUCCCGCAAGCAUGUUUUAAUUUUUGCUAGCUUGUUGCAAGCAUAUCUUCAAAUGUGCAAGCUACCCGCAAGCAUGUUUUCAUUUUGCAAGCUUGCUGCAUGCGUAUCUUCAACUGUGCAAGCUUCCCGCAAGCAUGUUUUCAUUUUUGCAAGCUUGCUGCAUGCAUAUCUUCAACUGUACAAGCAUGU
This is a messenger RNA of Gigantopelta aegis, 1955 nucleotides long. RefSeq lists its product as uncharacterized. The transcript is spliced from 5 exons. Bases 407 to 1426 code for a protein of 339 amino acids. Gene Ontology annotation, molecular function: tumor necrosis factor receptor binding. The record is from RefSeq and is a predicted model, not a curated record. Gene Ontology annotation, cellular component: membrane. Gene Ontology annotation, biological process: immune response. NCBI's taxonomy places the organism in Eukaryota, Metazoa, Mollusca, Gastropoda, Neomphalida, Peltospiridae.